Magallana angulata is the source of this 2086-nucleotide messenger RNA. Its product is annotated as b(0,+)-type amino acid transporter 1-like. Gene Ontology annotation, cellular component: membrane. The transcript has 13 exons. Gene Ontology annotation, molecular function: L-amino acid transmembrane transporter activity. Gene Ontology annotation, biological process: amino acid transmembrane transport. Bases 99 to 1625 code for a protein of 508 amino acids. The record is from RefSeq and is a predicted model, not a curated record. Lineage: Eukaryota; Metazoa; Mollusca; Bivalvia; Ostreida; Ostreidae.
GCUCUGAUAAGAACGCUUAUAAAUUGACAAUUUAGAAGUUUUCCGAUGUAAACACCCGGUCUUAUCUACCCAGUAUUCGGCGACCUAUAAAUGUGAUCAUGGACAACCGGGCAUUCGAAGACUCGGAAAAAUCUACAAUAGUACCCUCUGAAAAUGGUUCCCGCAAAAGAUAUACAACGGAAAGUACGGAGUCUCCGGACUAUUCCGGUAGCGACGUCAGCAUCCGGCAAGAGAAAGUUCGUAUGAAGAAAACAGUGGGCCUUAUUAGUGGCACUUCUCUCAUAGUGGGAACGAUUAUAGGCUCUGGGAUAUUCAUAUCCCCUAAAAGUGUUCUAGAUAGAACUGGAUCAGUAGGAUUAAGCCUCGUUGUCUGGACUGCAAGUGGAUUUCUGGCCCUUCUUGGUUCCUUGUCGUAUGCUGAAUUGGGAACAGUGAUACGGAAGUCUGGCGGUGAAUACAGUUACAUCAAGGAAGCUCUAGGCGAUAUCCCAGCCUUUCUGUUUGCAUGGACGUCAGUGAUUGUCGUUCGGACCUCCUCGAUGGGCAUCAUUUGUCUGACGUUUGGGGAGUACAUGGCCACCUUCUUCCCUUACUGCGGCUCGCCCAUCAUUCCUAUUAAACUCGUGGCAGCCCUUGCUAUCGUGUCCUUAGGGGUCAUCAACAGUUACAGUACCACGUUAGCAGGGAGAACCCAAGUCGUCUUUACGUUUGUAAAACUCAUCGCUCUCAUCAUCAUCGUCAUCGGAGGAAUCGUCAAAUUGAUUCAAGGGAACGUAUCACAGUUUCAAAAUAGUUUUGAGGGUACGACGACUUCACCUUCCAACAUCGCCCUGGCGUUCUACAAUGCUCUCUGGGCUUACGACGGCUGGAAUAAUCUCAAUUACGUAACAGAGGAACUUAAGGACCCUGCAAAAAACCUUCCGCGCGCUAAUGUUCUGGGUGUCAUGAUAACCACGGUCAUCUACCUGUUGGUCAACAUCUCCUACCUGACGGCGAUGACGUCAUUAGAACUCCUCAAUUCGCCGGCCGUGGCCGUGACGUGGGGAGACCGCGUUCUGGGAGGGGCUGCUGUUCUGAUGCCCCUGUCUGUGCUGUUCUCAACGUUUGGUGCUGCAAACGGAACCCUCUUUGGAGGAGGAAGGGUGGUAUACGUUGCCGCGAGAGAGGGUCAUCUUCCAGAAAUGUUAUCAUACGUACAAUGCAAAUAUUACACACCAUUUCCUUCCAUCAUAUUCACCAUCGUGAUUUCGUUGAUUAUGAUCAUCCCUGGAGAUAUUAGUUCCCUGGUGGACUUCUUCAGUUUCUCCGCGUGGCUGUUCUAUGGGGUGACAGUCUCCUGUUUAAUUAUCUUCCGCUUCACAAAAAAGGACGUGGAAAGACCAAUUAAAGUUCCUAUUGUAAUACCGAUCCUGUUUGUGUUGAUUGCUAUCUACCUCGUGAUUGGUCCGAUCAUCGAGAGCCCACAGAUCGAACUUUUGUAUGCGUUCUUGUUUAUCAUUGGAGGACUGCUGUUCUACUUUCCAUUCGUCUACUUUAAGCUAAAAAUCAAAGGAUUCGAAUGGUUAACCACAUCAGUGCAACUACUCUGUGAAGUUGUUCCUAGUCCUUACGAACCAGAAAGCUAGUAGAGAUCACAACUCUAAAACAUUGCCAUACCAUAUUUGUUUUAUUCAUUUUUCUCCAUGUAACCCAUCUUCUUGUACCAAUAUUUUCAAUAUUUAUAUGUAUCAAUUUUCUUCGAAGCACAAAAUUUUACUUAUUUAAAAAUAUCACGUUUUAUAAUACAUUUCUUUAUAUAUAAUUUAAAAGUAAACAUUUUUUUUCUUGAAAUCUUUUAUUUUUUUCGAUGAAACCAAAAUUGUACUCAGUAAUCUUUUUAUAACAUUCUAUUCAUAAGCAAGAUUGUUUUCGAAUCUCCAGAUUUACGUCAAUAUAAGUCAGUUUACUUUGUAUUCUUUUAUUUUGCUUUGAGUAGAUGCUUUUUGAACACGAGGUUACUAUUGUUUCGUUGCUGUUACAUGUGAUUGCAAUGUCUUUUAGCCUGUGAUAUGCUUUAUUUUUUUAUACAAUAAAUAGUUCUCGCUUU